This is a messenger RNA of Bicyclus anynana (squinting bush brown), 2735 nucleotides long. RefSeq lists its product as uncharacterized. Bases 96 to 641 code for a protein of 181 amino acids. NCBI's taxonomy places the organism in Eukaryota, Metazoa, Arthropoda, Insecta, Lepidoptera, Nymphalidae. The record is from RefSeq and is a predicted model, not a curated record. The transcript is spliced from 2 exons.
AAUUUAUUCGCCGUCUGUACCUUACAAAAUCACAAUACAAAUUACAAAAGUCGGCCAUUUAAAUUUUAAAAACAGAACCACUUUGCCGAAACACAAUGCCGAAAAAUAUAACAAAUGAAGUACGUGACAUAAUAUUAAAAGUCAAAGAAUUCAUGGACGAAGAGAAGCGAAUGCAAGUACCAAUAAUACCGCUUAGUAAAGUAUACGUAAGAGUAUCCGCCGCCACAGGUGUAUCUGAACGAACUGUGCUUAACAUAGUAAAAGAAGCCAGGCUUGUGGAACAAGGAUUAUUAGAUCCAGACACACUAAAGAGGGCUCCAAAAAAAAGAGUUCGAACAAAAGGAAAGAUUGAAGUAGAUGAAUAUGACUUGCAGGUUAUAAGGCGAAAAAUUCAUGAGUUUUAUGCAUUCAAAAAAGAAGUACCUACUAUAAACAAACUCUUACAAAUAUUGAAAGAUGAAAUCAACUUUAAAGGCUCACGUGAGACACUGAGGAAAAUUCUCCGUAAAAAUGGUUUUCAAUUCAGAAAAACAAAGAAUAAUAAAGAAAAGGAACAUGUGGCGGAAUCCACCUCAUCUGUCCCACAAAUGGUUACACCAUAUAUUCACACCAUGUUCAAUCAUAAAAAUAUUCAGUCGUAAGCAAAAGAUUAGUGUUUAAUCUUCUGGAUCCUUUGUCAAUUUAUUCUAUGAUUAUAUGGAUGGUAGCUGUCACAUUUAUAUUUUAAGGACUUUCUAAAAUAUCAGCAGGGUCUGAAGCUAACUCAAAAAAAGUCUUUUGAAGAAUAAAGUCAACUGAGCAAGUUUUACAUUUCAUUAUGUAACAAAAAGAAAUUGUAGCAGUCUUGUAUGUAAAACUACUAAAUUUCAAAUGAUUGACUUUGAAUUGACUCAAAUAUUAUCAGGUGAGUCUAAAACCCUUGAUUUGUGGAUCCCUUGCAUUGAGAUAGUUCACAUUUUCCCUAAAUUUGGGAGAAAACUUUCACAUUUAGACUUGUAAUGAAAAAGAAAGUUGUUUAAUUAGAUUAUAUAGUAUUCAAAAAGUCCAUUUGGCUUUGAAUGUACUGGUAUGAUGACAGAACAAGUGUGUUUGUUUGUAUAAACUAAAGAAUGUUCCUUCAGUAUUACACCAAUGUCUGACAAACAAUUGCCUGUACACCUUACCACUAUUUAAAUCUGAAUCUAAACUCAUUCACAAAUUAGGAAAACUAUACUUAAUUAUAACAGUUAAAAAUUAACUAUAAUAUACCUAGAUGUAAGUUUCUUUAGUGAUUUUAAGGUCUAAACAUCUAAAAGCAAUAAUAAUAAAUAUCUAUAAAAUUAUAAUACAUAUUUGUAAAUAAUAUUAAGGAAGGUAAAAUAUAUCAUAUUGGCAUAGUAUAGUUCCACCUAAAAGAUAAUUAAAAUUUAUAUAAGACUAGCGGACGCCCGCAACUUUGUCCGCCGAACUCCGAAACUCGAACUAAACUUACAACUACCCCUACCCUUUUUUUAUUUUUUUCUGUCAUAAGAACCUCUUGACAAUAACAACCACAUCAAAAAAAUAGUGAAAGCUUUAACCAUUAAGGCUGCACACGUGACGCAAGCUUUAAAAAUGGAGUAACUUCUCCUGUUUUCCCAACAUUUCCCUUCACUGCUCUGCUGCUAUUGACUGUAGCAUGAUGAAAAGUAUACUAUAACCUGCCCAGGAGUUUGAAGAAUAAUUGCACAUUUUUGUUAUAAUCCGUCAAGUAGUUUUUAUUUCUAUAAUGAACAUACAGACAGAAAGAAGUUAACUGAUUGCAUUUUUGGCAUCAGUAUCGAUCACUAAUCACCCCCUGAUAGUUAUUUUGGAAAUAUAUUUCAUAUACAGAAUUGACCUCUCUACAGAUUUAUUAUAAGUAAAGAAGAUGGUAAAAUGAUCAGAGAUGCAUACAAUGAUCCUAAAUGUAUAAUUUUGGCUUACCUAUGUGCAGUUGAUGAUUAUGUUACGAUAAUCGUGUAUACGGGCUAUGUAGGUCUCCAAACAUUCCUUGUACCACUUUAAUUGUUUACAUUCUAUUGUGAUUGGCACAUAGUAUACUUCCUCUCCAACACUGGUUAACAAUUUUUUUGAGACUGAAUUGUCAAGAAUAGAGUCUCCAUGGCUAAAGGCAACCUAUGUACAAUUAGUCAAGGUCAAUAUUAUCGGUCAUUUAUUUUUAAUCACAAUUAAAUAACAGAUGAGGGUAUAUAUUUCUAAUAACAGAUCUCGUACCAUUUAGCAAUUUCUUUUUUGGGUAUGUUAUACCUCAUUAAGUGACAGGUGAAAGUUGCAAAAAUUACUUACACUGUAUUUCAUAGUUCCCAUUUUUAAAUUUGCUCAUUAGAAAUUUGUACCUCAAUGUUUUCAUAAAAGUUCUCUACUGUUAGACUUAUAUUUUCAAAGAUUUGUGUAACUGUUUUCGUUUAUAAGAAUUUGACCUUUAAAUACAUAAUAUGUUUAAAAACUGUAAUACAUAGAUCUCUAUAGAUAUUAUUAUUGUAUGUAAUGUCUUUAUAAAUAAUAUUGUAUUGUUAAGAGGUGUAAAAAAAAAGUAAGGCAGAUACUGCUCAUCUUAUAUCUUGCCCUCAUGUUUUUAUUGCACCAAUUACUUGUAACUUCAUCUAAUGUAUAUGAUAUCUCUUAAAACUCAAGUAUUGUAUUAGAGCAUUUCUAUAACAAAAUAAUAAAACAUUAUUUUGAGUAAGUGGCCUAAAUAAAGGUAUUUAGUUUAA